Messenger RNA from Vicia villosa (hairy vetch), 879 nucleotides. RefSeq lists its product as uncharacterized. The coding region runs from base 1 to 879 and encodes 292 amino acids. NCBI's taxonomy places the organism in Eukaryota, Viridiplantae, Streptophyta, Magnoliopsida, Fabales, Fabaceae. The record is from RefSeq and is a predicted model, not a curated record. The transcript has a single exon.
AUGACUGAUUGUAAGCCAAUGAGCACACCACUCGAAGCCAAGACCAAGAUUGAGUCAAAUGACACUCCCCUUGAUGAUCCAAGUUACUAUCGUGGAAUUGUUGGAGCCUUACAAUACCUUACUCUUACUCGUCCCGAUCUUUCUUAUAGUGUUAACUAUGUCUCCCAAUUCAUGCAUUCUCCCACAAUUAUCCAUUUAAAAAUGGUUCGACGUAUCUUACGAUAUGUUAAAGGAACUAUUGAUGUAGGCCUCCAUUUUACUUCCAACACUACCCUUGAUCUUUUUGCCUUUUCUGAUGCAGAUUGGGCAGGUUGUCCUACCACUCGACGCUCUACCACUGGCUAUUGUACCUUCCUUGGAGGAAAUCUCAUCUCAUGGUGCGCAAAGAAACAACACACAGUCUCCCGCUCUAGCACUGAAGCGGAAUAUAGGGCCAUGGCAAACACUACAGCUGAACUCACAUGGUUGACAUUCAUCUUAAAAGACCUUCGCAUUUCCCUUCCAUCCCCUCCAAUACUCUAUUGUGACAACAUUAGUGCUCUUCACAUGACCAUCAAUCCAGUGUUUCAUGCUCGCAGCAAACACAUUGAAUUGGAUUAUCAUUUUGUUCGCGAACGAGUUUCACUUGGGCUUCUGAUUACUCACUACAUCCCCACUAAUGAUCAAGUUGCCGACCUCUUCACUAAACCAGUGUCAAAGUCUAUUCUCAUGCACUUCCAGGACAAACUCUGCCUUCAACCUCGGCCUCGUUUGAGGGAGGGUAUUAAACGUACCCAGCUGUCCUUUGACAGCAAUUGCAUUAAUUAUGGGACACAAACAAUAGUCAAAGAGAAUCCCUAUAAUUAUGGCACAACAAAUGGAGAGACGUUGGAGGAUUAA